Molecule: messenger RNA, 923 nt
Organism: Colossoma macropomum (tambaqui)
Lineage: Eukaryota; Metazoa; Chordata; Actinopteri; Characiformes; Serrasalmidae
Product: CD226 antigen-like
Exons: 6
Coding region: 42-713 (223 amino acids)
Biological process (GO): response to bacterium
Source: RefSeq, a predicted model, not a curated record
UUCCUUUCUGAUACAGAUACAAUGGAGCUGUGAGGGGCUGCAUGUCAGCUAUGGCUCUGCUGCUGUGCAGCAUUGGUGUUCUGUCAGUGUGUUUGAGCUCUCAGGCUGGUUUAACUGUAGAAGCAGAACCUGGUGAUGAUGUCACUCUCUGGUGUCAGUACAGUCUGAGUCUGUCAUCUUAUUUAUUCUGGUUCAAACAAACAAAUAAUUCAGCACCAGUUUUUAUUGCAUGCAGAUAUUAUACAGUAUCAUCCUCCUCCUCUAACUCCUGUUUCUUUAUCACUGAGAGUAACAGAUCAGUGAUGAGAGUGAACUCUAUGAACUCCUCUCUCACUAUAACUGCAGUUAAUCACUCUGAUUCAGGACUCUAUUACUGCAGCACUCAGAGGGAACAGUUCAUGACCUUCAGUAACACAACAUAUUUACAAAUCAGAGAGAGAUAUAACAUGUCUUUCACGAAUGCAGACAAAUCUACAGAAGCUGUCUGCACUUCUAAUGUGGUCCCCAUGCUGGUUCUGGUGUUUGGAGCUGUGAUUGUGGUUCUGCUCAGUGUUCUUCUGUUCCUUCUGUUCAACACACUGAAGUACAGAAAACAGCACAGAGAAGAUUCUGACUCUAAACUGAAACAGGAGAAUGAGGAGCAGGAUGGUGAAAUGAUGAACUAUGUUGCUCUAAACUUCUCCAACAAGAAAAACAGGAGAUCACACAGAUGACUAGAGGAAGAGGAUCCACAUAUCAUAUACUCUUCUGUAAAUCAGUAGAAUUUUGUACAGUAAGUUUACAUGCUGUUUGUGAUUUGGACCAGAGAGCUCUAUGAAAGCUAAAGCUUUAAUUUACAACAUGUAUCUAAAGUAAUUAAUGAGUUGAAAAUAAAAGCCAUAAAACCAGUUUCUACUGAGCUGAUUAUUGUAGAAAUAGAUUUU